AUGUCUAGUGCUCCUUUGAAACAGUACUUCCAACUGCUUCCUGACAAGCUCAGAACGUUUUUUAAGAAGUACCCGCCUAAUGUAAAAUACAGCGACAAGGCUACUUCAACGGGUGCGAUUGACGCCAAUCCAUUUCUGGCCAACAAGCAUCCAAUAACCGGAAAGUACCACAACCCAAAGUAUUCAUUGAGGCGUAUGAGCGACUUGUACAAGCUCGCUCAUCAAUACGGAUUGCAAGAACUUUUACCCCCAAGUAACAAGCUAUUCUUCGACGAAAAGUACGAAAAGAAGAAGCUGAUGAAGGGCGUGCUGAUUCCAAAAGGCCACAAACAUGAAUUGGCGCAGUCUGAGAAGAUGCAGAAGAUGCGUGAGGCUAUCAAAAAUGCAGACCAGUACAUCCUGGAAGUCAAAGGUCGUAAGUACAUGAAGAAACUUGAAAAGAGGAAGGAGGAAAAAAGGCCUCGCUGGUUCUGA
Molecule: messenger RNA, 474 nt
Organism: Lachancea thermotolerans CBS 6340
Lineage: Eukaryota; Fungi; Ascomycota; Saccharomycetes; Saccharomycetales; Saccharomycetaceae
Gene: MRPL25
Product: mitochondrial 54S ribosomal protein mL59
Exons: 1
Coding region: 1-474 (157 amino acids)
Cellular component (GO): mitochondrial large ribosomal subunit
Molecular function (GO): structural constituent of ribosome
Source: RefSeq, a predicted model, not a curated record